AUGAUGGGAGUAUCGACACUGUGCAUACCAUGGGGGUUGUAUCAGGCUGGAUUCGGCUUCGGUUUAUUACUAUUGGUGGCAGUUGGAAUGAUUACAUCUUAUACAGCUUAUUUAGUAACUUCGAGCAAAAACAAGUUAGGUCUGGAAAAACCGAUGCUGUAUGAUUUUCCGGACAUCUGUCGUUCAUUGUACGGUCGACCCGGUGAAAUACUAGCAGUCUCAUUUUCAAUUUUUGUCUUCAUUGGCGCUGUUCUGGCCUAUUGGGUGGUGAUGUCAAAUUUCUUCUAUUUCACCGGAAUACUUUUCUAUGUCAUUAUGACAAUUUACGACAUUGUAAAAAUAAGCGAUGAAUGUGGUUUCUUAUACAACACAUCUGGUGUUCUUAGCGACUCUACGUGA
Molecule: messenger RNA, 399 nt
Organism: Angiostrongylus costaricensis
Lineage: Eukaryota; Metazoa; Nematoda; Chromadorea; Rhabditida; Metastrongylidae
Source: the annotation of a GenBank genome assembly